Molecule: messenger RNA, 2898 nt
Organism: Populus trichocarpa (black cottonwood)
Lineage: Eukaryota; Viridiplantae; Streptophyta; Magnoliopsida; Malpighiales; Salicaceae
Exons: 7
Coding region: 222-2363 (713 amino acids)
Source: RefSeq, a predicted model, not a curated record
GUCAAAUAAACGCACCAAACAUGAAUCUACACCACUACACUAUCGAUCACGCACCCAAAAUAAAUCGAAAAUUCCCCAAAUCUCCCUCACUUUCUCUUAAAUUUACCAAACCAUACCCCUCAAAUCUCUCUCUCUCUCUAAAUCUACACACAGAAACAGCCAAAGAAAUUUGAGAGAACGUUGUUGUUAUUAUUGUUAGUAAUUUGCAAAUGUUUUGAAAAAUGGCGCAGUACAGGCAUUACACAAACGGCACGUCGGAUCACGUAUCCAUCGGGAUUCGUGCGUCGUCGUCGUCUAGCUCGCAGAAGCAGCAGAAGUUGGGUCGGAUUAGAAGAUUAGGUUACCGAUCCGACAAGAAUAGUCGGGGCGGGUUAUCGUUGGUCGGUGCGGUCAUUGUGUUUUUGUGUCUUGUCCUUAUUGUUACUGUUUUAGCUUACAAUUUCCUCUCCACCGAUAAUAGGAGUAGCAAUGAAGAUGUAAAUGAUAAUCGUGUUGAGGAUGAUGAGAUAAAAAAUAAUGAUUUUCUUGCAAAUGUUACACGUACUGAUAGUAUUAAAGUUCUUGGGUUUGGGCAAGGUUCGGUGGGACAUGGAAGGGAUUCUAGGUAUUGGGAUAGGGAUGAUAGGAGAAGGGAUGAAGAUUACAAUGAGGAUGAUGUUGACAAUGACAGCAAGCUUUCCGGGGAUGAUGAAUCUAGUGAGAAGGGUCAUAAUUCAGUGAAAGUGAAGAAUGACAAGGAGGAGGCGGUAAGAGUUGAAGAUAGAAAGGGAGCUGGCUUGUAUAAUGAAGAUGGGCGCAAAGAGUUGAAGAUUUAUGAAAAAGAGUACGAAGCUUCUUUGAAGAACACAGGAAAAUUGACAAAAGAAAAUGAGAUAAAAAAUCUGUUACUUGAUGAUGAGGAUGAUGUGGAUCAGAAUGGAGCAGCUGAUAGUGAGAAUGAGUAUGAUGAUGGGAUAGAUUCUCAUGAUCGUCAUAUGGAAGAAUAUGGUGGUGAUUCUGAACCUAACAAGGAGGACCGCUCCAGUGAAACAACGGUUCAUAUCGAAGAUAAUAGAGCAUCAUCUAAUUUCCUUGAUGCUGAAACCAAGGAUCAAAAUAUUGCCAAGGACAAUCUGGAAGAUUCCAUGAGUUUGUUAGAGAAGGGUUCUUUGAAUUCUCAAAAUUUGGAUGAUGGUGACACUGAUUCUCGAAAUGUCCAUAACAUCGGUGGUCAUUCUACAAGUAAAUCCCGGUCAGAUUCAAAGAAAAAAUCAAAGCGCCGCAAAUUUUCUGGUUCCUCUUGUGGGAUGAAACUUCUAAACUCUACUACAAGGCUUGUGGAGCCUUUUGAAAGUCGGAAGUUUGCAAGAUUUUCCCUGCAGUAUACUGAAAUAGAGGAGAAGCCUGAUGGACAAGAGCAAUGGGAGCCCAGAUUUGCUGGGCAUCAGAGCUUGCAUGAACGGGAAGAAUCUUUUUUGGCACAUGAUCAAAAAAUAAACUGUGGUUUUGUCAAAGGUUCCGAAGGAUCUUCAAGUACAGGAUUUGAUUUGGCAGAAGAUGAUGCGAGUUAUAUAAGUAGAUGCCAUAUUGCCGUGAUCUCUUGCAUCUUUGGGAAUUCAGAUCGUUUAAGGUCACCAGCAGAUAAAAUGGUCACUCGUUUAUCAAGGAAAAAUGUCUGCUUUGUAAUGUUCAUGGAUGAAGUUAGUUUUCAAACACUUACUUCAGAAGGCCACAUUCCAGAUAGAGCAGGUUUUGUAGGUUUAUGGAAGAUUGUGGUGGUGAAGAAUCUACCAUAUAAUGAUAUGCGGAGAGUGGGUAAAGUGCCAAAAUUGCUUCCACACAGGCUUUUCCCUUCUGCAAGGUAUUCAAUCUGGUUGGAUAGCAAAUUACGUCUUCAAGUUGAUCCUCUUCUAGUUCUUGAGUACUUUUUGUGGAGAAAAGGUCAUGAAUAUGCCAUUUCUAAUCACUAUGAUCGCCAUUGUGUAUGGGAAGAGGUUGUUCAAAAUAAGAAACUGAACAAGUAUAAUCACACUGUCAUAGACCAGCAAUUUGCUUUUUACCAGGCCGAUGGGCUGAAAAGAUUCAAUGUCUCUGAUCCGAACAAGCUUCUUCCCAGCAAUGUACCUGAAGGGUCUUUAAUUGUGAGAGCGCACACUCCAAUGUCAAACUUAUUUUCCUGUCUCUGGUUCAAUGAGGUCCAUCGUUUCACUCCUCGUGAUCAGCUGAGUUUCGCUUUUACAUACCAGAAAUUGAGAAGAAUGAAUCCUGGCAAACCAUUUUAUCUUAACAUGUUCAAGGAUUGCGAGAGGAGGGCCAUAGCGAAGUUAUUUCGUCACAGAUCAGAUGAGAAGAGAAGUACUCUUCAUCAAGAAGCAACAGAAUGAAACACGUUGAAUUUAUCUUUCGCCAGAUGACCAUGCCUGUACAUUAAUUUUUGCUACACUCAGAUUGGGAGCCUGACGGUGGUAUGUGUCCCAUUGCCCCCCAAUAUAUUGCAGUAAAAUGGUUGGCUAUCAUGUUGUUCUGAAUAAUUGGCAAUUAAGAUGUGAGGAAAGCACAAAGCAGAAGAAAUGUUUUAUUGGCGAGAUUUUUGGGGUGAGGUAAUACUACUGCAGUCUCUCUGACUUAAAUUGAAUACAUCUCUGUGGAAAAGAAAUUUGUGAUCUAGUUUGUCUUCAUUGUAGCGAUUCAAUUCUCCAUUUAUUGCUUCAUUUCUAGGCCAGCAAUGCACCCGGUGCCUUUUGUACUAUUAAAUUCGCUAGAGCUUCACUUUACCCUUCAUUGAUUUAGAAAAAAUAUUUGAUUUUCCCUACAUUAUUGGGUAUCAAAACUGGUUAUUGUUUGUAACAAAUUUUGAUGUAUAAGGAGGCUUGUACGAUAUACACUGUUCUUUUAUAGAAAUUGCAGUUUGAAAACUCA